UAGCAAAAUGAGAUUCCUCGUGGGCUUCAUGUCACUCGUCGCCAUCGUCGUCACCGCAGAACAUGGAUGUGCAGAUUCCUGCUCCAUGUGCCCAGAUAUUCAAAGUAUUUUUAGUAACAAGACCGGUAGUACAAUCCUGUACUCCGAAGGACCUGGAUGCGUUAGAAACUUGACAUGUACUGUGAAAGGAACCUUCACAUCAAUUUACUCGGCAUUCUCCGUCUCAGAUGUUCCACGGCCUGAGAAUAUUGCUGAUCAUCCUGAGGUUGAUACGAUGAUAAUCUACGCGACAAGCGUUGGUGGUUCCGGUGGUUCCGGUGGUGUUGGAGUUGUGAUCGAUCUUUACUCCUUCUAUGGAAUAGUUUGCGAAGAUGCCCAGUGGUACGCUACCAAGUAUCCAUAUGGAAUUUCCUACACAGAUUCUGAUGGAGGGUGGAUGCUUAUCGGCUUCAAUGGGGAAUUGGAUGGGAAGAGGUCUUUAAUCAAAAUUCUUGGGUGCUCUCAAUAGCCUGCAGCAACUACCGGAUGAUUUUCAGUACUUCUCUGGUAUAAUUUAUUUAUAAUAUCUAUUAUAAACCUUUUGUUCUACUGA
Messenger RNA from Caenorhabditis elegans, 592 nucleotides. It is a transcript of the gene Y25C1A.2, whose product is annotated as Metalloproteinase inhibitor 2. The record is from RefSeq and is marked reviewed. Lineage: Eukaryota; Metazoa; Nematoda; Chromadorea; Rhabditida; Rhabditidae. The coding region runs from base 8 to 508 and encodes 166 amino acids. The transcript has 4 exons.